AUGACAACACUCUUUUCAAAGCGGCUAACCAAGGCCGAUAUCGAGAAUGGCUUGUCUAUUCCUGCCUGCACUCUUGGUCCCUUACCUUUCCAAGAAGGUCAUUCGAUGAACAUGCAUGUCCACGAUGGUAAUGGCCAGGAAUGGAUCUUCUCUUGCUCCAUCAAGGGAAACGAGAGUGUAGGACGUUUUCUUUCCGUGGGGUGGAUACAGUUUGUUCGUGAAAGGAAUCUUCAAGUGGAUGAUAAUGUGACCAUUCUUGAGGAAGUCAUGAAAAACCGAGCUACGGGAACAUGGAUCAAAAUCGAAGUGAAAAGGAAAAUCAGAUUGUUUGGAAAGGAUAUUUGGGCUGAUGUCAAAUGA
Molecule: messenger RNA, 360 nt
Organism: Populus euphratica (Euphrates poplar)
Lineage: Eukaryota; Viridiplantae; Streptophyta; Magnoliopsida; Malpighiales; Salicaceae
Exons: 1
Coding region: 1-360 (119 amino acids)
Molecular function (GO): DNA binding
Source: RefSeq, a predicted model, not a curated record